AAUUACCAGUCAGACCUCUCCGACGAUAUUUUCCAUUAGAAUCGGCGUGUUUUACGCGUUGGGCAAAUUAUGUUCCUCUCCCUUUUCCUUUUACUUUCUAUCAAAAAGUUCCCAUUCUUGUGCAAAUUGCACGCAUCUACUCUUCCUCCUUAUAUAAUAUUCGUAAAUAUAAACUAUAACUUCGACAUGUCUCGGAUCUCUCAUAACCAUCUUGAAUCGUUCAAUUUUACAUUCCCUUUUUGCGUUUCCAUCUCCUAUUCAUCCCUUCAACAGGUUUCUUCUACAGAGUUUGCUUCUCUCUGGAUGUUAUGAAGGUUUUAAUCAAGAGUUGAAAGCAUUGUGUAGAUUCCAUUCAUGAUGAUUGACUUUAGUAUCCCACUUGUGAGAUUUCUAGCUAGUUCGAACUUUGAUGCUGGCUAUACUUUUGGAUGGCUGCUUAUGGGGUCCUUAGGAAUUUUUAUUGUUACGUAUGCAUACUUCAUAUGGCAGAGAAAGACAUCACUUAAAUGGGUUAAAGCUGCUGCUCGAGCGAAGAAACAAGCAUGGAAGAAGCUUAAAGUUCCCUUAUCACGUCAUACAUGGAUUGAAGAUGUUGCUACUGGUGGGCAGCCAUCCACCUGCUGUGUUUGCCUAACUUCCCUGGUGUCUCCACAAACUUUAGGAAAAAAAACGACAUCACAUUCUCCACUACACCGUUGUUCUGUUUGUGGCGUUGCAGCUCACUUUUGGUGUUCGCAGUUUGCAGCAAAAGAUUGCAAAUGCGUAGCACAAGCUGGUUAUAGCCAUGUCCAGCACCAUUGGUCUGAAAGAUGGAAUAACCUGGAUGACAAUCCUGAGAUGUCGACAUUUUGUUUUUACUGUGACGAACCUUGUGGAGUUCCUUUUAUUGAUGUAUCUCCAACAUGGCAUUGCUUAUGGUGUCAGCGCCUCAUACAUGUUAAGUGCCAUGCCAAAAUGUCUGAAGAAUCCGGUGAUGUUUGUGAUUUGGGUCCUCUUAGAAGAGUCAUUCUUUCUCCCCUCUGUGUGAAAGAUCUUGAAAGUGAGAAAUUUUCUGUUACGGAUGAAAUCAUUACAUCUUUAGACCAUGGGCAGAUUAGGAGAAAGCGCCAACGGAACAGACAUGGAAGUAACCGAUAUAUCAGUGGCAAGGUACAAGGAAGUUCUGCUAACAAAAGAGCACUGCAAUAUGUGUUAAAUGGUCUUGUUGGUCUUGGUCUCUUGAAGUCCAGUAACGAGAAAAACAACGAUAACUUUUUGAAGGCUAGCAACCUAAUUGGUCAGAAAGGCGGUCUGAAUGGGCUGAAGCAUAAGAAAGAUGAAACUGCUGUUUGUGGAAAAUCUAUGAAGUAUACUCUAGUAGAUUUGUCUUCUGAUGCAAGACCUCUCCUGGUCUUCAUAAAUGCCAAGAGUGGAGCUCAAAAUGGACGUAUCCUUCGAAGAAGAUUGAACAUGAUAUUGAAUCCUGUACAGAUAUUUGAACUUGAUUCCUAUCAAGGACCUGAGGCUGGUUUAGAGCUGUUUGCUAAUGUGCAAUACUUUAGAGUUUUGGUAUGUGGAGGUGACGGGACUGUGGCCUGGGUUCUUGAUGCAGUUGAGAGGCAUAAUUUUGAAUCACCUCCACCUGUUUCCGUUCUUCCUUUAGGAACUGGAAAUGAUUUGUCAAGGUUUCUUCACUGGGGAGGGGGCUUCUCGACUGUUAAAGGACAAGGUGGUUUAAGCACUUUUUUGCAUGACAUAGACCAUGCAGCAGUUACAAUGCUUGAUCGCUGGAAGGUAAACAUAACUGAAGAAAAGUCUGGCAGUGAACCUAGUCAAGUGCAAUCAAAGUUCAUGAUGAAUUACUUAGGUAUUGGAUGCGAUGCAAAGGUUGCAUAUGAAUUCCACACAAGUAGGGAAGAAAAUCCUGGAAAGUUUUACAGUCAGUUUGUGAAUAAAUUGAGAUAUGCAAGAGAAGGUGCCAGGGACAUCAUGGACAGAGCUUGUGCUGACUUACCAUGGCAAGUUUGGCUUGAAGUAGAUGGGAAAGAUAUCCAAAUUCCAAAGGGCACUGAGGGCUUGAUUGUGCUAAAUAUUGGUAGCUAUAUGGGUGGAGUUGACCUUUGGCAAAACGAUUAUGAGCAUGAUGAUAAUUUCAAUCAUCAGUACAUACAUGACAAAAUGCUGGAAGUUGUAUGUGUUUCGGGGUCAUGGCAUCUUGGCAAACUUCAGGUAGGACUUUCACAAGCCAGGAGGCUGGCCCAAGGGGGAAUCGUGAAGAUACAUGUUUCCAGUCCUUUUCCUGUCCAAAUUGAUGGGGAGCCUUUUAUUCAGCAACCGGGAUGUUUAGAAAUAACACAUCAUGGACAGGUGUUUAUGUUGCGGAGAGCAUCAGAAAUGGAUGGACCGAGAGGUCAUGCAGCUGCCAUAAUGACUGAGGUUUUGGCUGAUGCCGAGUGUAAAAGUGUUAUCAAUGCUUCCCAAAAGAAGUUACUUCUUCAGCAGAUUGCCCUCCAGCUUUCUUGACUUUCUGAACUAUUGAUUCCUAACAUUUUUGACAUUGACUUGGCAGAGAUUUUGCUAACUACUCAUAGUUAACAAAAAUAACUUAUCAGGCAAGGGAAGGGUGAUAUAGUAAAUUAUGAAAUCAGAUACUAUGGAGAGAGGUUUUAUAAAGAUGAGACUGGACUUUGUUUUGGGAUUGAAUCCCUUUCACCAGUCACUCGGUAUAUGUUUGAUGUGCAGUUGUAGAUAGGAUUUGAAUGGUACAAUGAAAAAGGAAAAAAAAAUUAGUUUCUGUUUCUUCUUGAAUUACUGAAAAAUCUUAGAGUCAAUCCUAUUAAACAAUUUGAUUUUUUAUUUUUA
Messenger RNA from Olea europaea var. sylvestris, 2841 nucleotides. Its product is annotated as diacylglycerol kinase 2. NCBI's taxonomy places the organism in Eukaryota, Viridiplantae, Streptophyta, Magnoliopsida, Lamiales, Oleaceae. The record is from RefSeq and is a predicted model, not a curated record. The transcript has 8 exons. Gene Ontology annotation, molecular function: ATP-dependent diacylglycerol kinase activity. The coding region runs from base 355 to 2502 and encodes 715 amino acids.